AUGGUUGCUGCACACUAUUUUUGGCCAAAACUGCUAGAUGACGUUAAAGGGUACAUUAAAAGAUGCGAGACGUGUCAAAAGUCUAAAAAUUCUCAUGGGUUACUGGUAACUAUGUUCCACCCAUUACAGGUUCCGUCGCGAAGAUUUGAAGCCUUGAGUUUAGAUUUUGUAUCCGGAUUUAACGCAGACAGGGGUUAUGAUCAAAUUAUGGUUAUCACUGACAGACUAACUAAAUGGGCUAUCUUUUGUCCAUUGAAAAAGUCGGUCACUGCAAGGGAGAUUGCUGAGAAGUUAUUGGAACUUGUGGUGUUACAGUAUGGAGUACCUAGGUUUUUGGUGACAGAUAGAGAUGUCAAAUUCGUUAACGCUAUUUGGGAACACUUUGCACAAAGAUUAGAUAUGAACCUAAAACUUGCUACCUCUUAUAAUCCACAAACCGAUGGACAGGUUGAAGGGCUGAACAAGACCAUAAUGGAAAUAAAUAAAGGUUACAUUAAACAUCAUCUAGCAACUGUAGUGCGUGGAACAUACUAA
This is a messenger RNA of Naumovozyma castellii, 534 nucleotides long. RefSeq names its product integrase zinc binding domain-containing protein. Lineage: Eukaryota; Fungi; Ascomycota; Saccharomycetes; Saccharomycetales; Saccharomycetaceae. The transcript has a single exon. The record is from RefSeq and is a predicted model, not a curated record. Bases 1 to 534 code for a protein of 177 amino acids.